AUGGGAGCUGAUGAGUCCUAUCAUUCUCCUAAGGUUGCAGAUGGAGUAGUGAGCUGUUCUAGUAGAAGGCCUAAGUCUAGUCUUGAAGUUUUUGGUCCUCAAGAAAAGCCAUCGGACUACUAUAGUCCAUGGAUUCGGCGCCACGGUAAGCAUAAGGGUUUUCUAGAUACAUAUCCUAUGCAGUUGCAGCGGUUCUGCUCUCCGGAGCAAGUUCCGCCGCCGUCGGUGCCGACUCCUCCAAACCAUAGGAGAACGCAUCGAACUGCACAUGGCUGGAACUUUAGAAUCAUGACGCCGCACCGCCUCGCCUACUAUGAGGAGGAGCGCAAGACUGCUGCUGCUCUGUGUAAGGGGGUGACUGAGGGAGAUGAGAUUAGUUAGAGGAGUAGAUAGGCAUCCUACUGAACCCACGGAGACGAGGUUGAGACUAUAAUAAUGAAUAUGUAAGGGGUGGAUGUCUCAGGUCAAACUGACUACAUCGUUCUACUCGAUUGUUAGUCUAGAUGUCGCGUCUCUGUCUUGCGUAAUUGAUAGAUGAAAGGAAUUGCCUCACCUAGGCCAUAGUUAAACACAUUAGUAUUAGUUCUUCCAUAAGGGACGCGACUGCACAUAUCGAGACUCCGCCCCGCAAUGCUUGUCCGGCGAAGUUUGAGGCCUGUGUCUCGUUUUGUCGGACGUUUCGGUAGUUUUUAUAUCCCAAAGGGGUUCUUCGCGAAGGUGUGGGAGAUUGUCAGAGAUGUUAUUAGAAAAAAUGACAAUAACCACUAGAGCCCCGACCAUAAUUCUAAUAAAGAUAGUUUUAUAUUUAUAAUUAUAGAAAUACACACUCAUGAUAAUUGAUAAUAUUCUAAUCAUAAUAAUAAUCAUUAUAAAAAUACAUCAUUCACUCAUGAAUAUAUACACGCGAUAUACACAAGGAAGUGCACAUACAGCCUCCAAUAGAUUUCAAAGAAAGGAGGAUAAUACAUAUGCGCAGGCUUUUUUUGUAAAUUCAUAUAUUGAGUGAUACAUAAGUACAUGAUCCACACGCAGCAUCUAAGUUUUUUUGUAGUGAUCUCGUAGGUGAUGUAGUUUUUUUUGAAUUUGAUCUUGAAGUGGAAUGAUAGUAGUACUAUCAACAGGAUGCAUCGCUUACGAGAAAAACCUACACACUCACUACCAAGCUGAUCUUGAUCAUGAACUUGGGGUCUCGUGGUGUAUUUCUACGGACCUUUGACAUAUUUUGAAAGAUGCAGUGAAUUCUUGAUGCCAUAAAGACAAGCGCGAACUUUUUCACUAUCGUGCUUGUCAAGUUUUGCUUUUGACCUUGAGUCUGCAUAACGCAGCCAGCUCUUGCUUCUCAGUUGAGAGCAGUCAGUGCACACAUUCCACCGCUGUUGUUCGUGAGGGUAGAAAUGGUCUGUGAGUAAUGUCGG
Molecule: messenger RNA, 1415 nt
Organism: Amoebophrya sp. A25
Lineage: Eukaryota; Dinophyceae; Syndiniales; Amoebophryaceae
Source: the annotation of a GenBank genome assembly